Molecule: messenger RNA, 2957 nt
Organism: Bufo bufo (common toad)
Lineage: Eukaryota; Metazoa; Chordata; Amphibia; Anura; Bufonidae
Gene: CREB3L3
Product: cAMP responsive element binding protein 3 like 3
Exons: 10
Coding region: 118-1470 (450 amino acids)
Biological process (GO): regulation of transcription by RNA polymerase II
Cellular component (GO): nucleus
Molecular function (GO): RNA polymerase II cis-regulatory region sequence-specific DNA binding; DNA-binding transcription factor activity, RNA polymerase II-specific
Source: RefSeq, a predicted model, not a curated record
GGAGGGAAUUGAACAAACAGAAUAAGGAAGUUGUUUUGAAAUAAGCUACAACAAUUGGCACAGAGUGGGCACAUGAACAGUUGAGACAUAGAAAAAUAUACACCGUGGAGAAAUUGGAUGGAAGAUAAUAGAAUUCUAGCGCAUGAAUCUGUGAGAAACAUGGAGGUCAAGACUGAGGAUGCAUUUAAUCAAGCUGGUAUGCAGAGUUUGGAGCUUCUAGAUUUACUGUUUGAUUGUCAAGAUGGUAUCCUUCGUCAUGAAUAUUCAUCUGCUGAGCCCUUUUGGACAACUGAAAACAAUAACGCUACUAAGGAGGAUGAAGCACUUUUGUCUUUCUUGCUGGCACCUAAUGAUUCCUCCUCAGAAUCGAAUCUCUGGUCACCUGCUGCCAGUGAUAGUGGUCUUUCUGAAGACAACCACUCAGACCAACAGGAUAGUCCUGUCCAGUACCACUAUACAGACUCUUACCAUAUGGUGCAUAAUCAGAGGGAUUUUCAAGAACCUAAUGUCUCUAUUGAUCUGGCUGAACAUACAGACUUGUGGACAGGGCACCUUUGUACUGAAGGUAGUAUGAAACCUGAAUCUCAGGGGAGAGAUGCAUCAUAUUCCCUGACUGUUAAAGAUCUUUUGCUGUCAAAUAACUUUGACUUGCAGCCCGCCCUUCCAUCAAAUAGUCGUAAUUCUGGGACUUGUGGUGAAUUAGUUCUGACUGAAGAUGAAAAGAAACUUCUUUCAAAGGAAGGAGUAAUAUUACCUACCCAACUACCACUCACGAAGUAUGAGGAGCGUGUCCUUAAGAAAAUUAGGCGUAAAAUCCGCAAUAAGCAGUCAGCACAAGAAAGUCGAAAGAAGAAGAAAGAGUACAUGGAAGGACUCGAGACCAGGAUGUCUGCUUGUACAGCUCAGAAUCAAGAGCUGCAGCGCAAAGUUCUAAUGCUGGAGAAACACAACAUGUCCCUCCUUGAACAGCUGCGCAAACUUCAAGCAUUGGUUUACCAGACUGCAGGGAAGACAGCUCAGACAGGAACAUGUGUAGCCGUAUUACUACUGUCUUUCUUCCUUAUAAUUUUCCCAUCUGUGAGUCAAUUUACAAAAAACAAAGCCCUAGAGGGGAGUGACUUCCAACCAGUCAGAGUUCUUUCCAGGUCCUUGAAUAACGCAGCAUUGUCUAGAGUAUUACAAAUAGAGGCUGCACAUUGGGGUAAUCCAGGAAGCCAGACAAAUAACAGAGAAAUGAGAUCUCUAAGAAAGUACCUGGAUGAGGUACUAUCUGUUAAAGCACAACAGUUAAGCGAGGAACAAUCAAUUGAAGUAAAGAAUCAGACAAGGCAGCUAAAUGAAGAGCAUAUCCUAUUGAUGGAUGGCAGUACAGAAGAAAUCCUACAUGGGUCAAAUGAUGAUUAUGUGGCAUCACAACUGAUAACACAAGUAUCUUGGAAAGAACCCUUGAAAGAAGAGGGUGAGCUGUAAAUUCUCUAACAGGAAAUAAAGAUGUCAUGGAAACAUACGACAUAACAUAAUGAGAACAUUUUAAUAAAGUAACAGUCCAUUCAAUGCAUCUUAUUAGAGCAAUUUAGCUCAAACACGGCAGAAAAUGUAACCCAUAUGUUUUUGUAAUUAAAUGAUUACAUUAUUUGAUGAAUAUAGAGGAACCUCUAACAAGGAUAAAGGGAGCCAUAGACACUACAAGAACAUGUUCCAUCAGUUUGACUACAGAUUUGCCUAAUAAAUCUAAAGACAUUUUUUUAGUAGCGAGCUGAUAUAGGCUUUUCUAUUAUAUCCCAUCAGCCAUGAUUGGCAGUUUGUACAAUAAAAUUCAGACUGCAACUGUUUACUUUAAAUAUAGAUUUGCAUGUACAUGUUAUGAUUUAGAGGGAAUCUGUCAGUAACAAAAUAUCCCUACAGUUCAGUAAGGCUAGUUUGACACUGCCGUUAUUAGUUCCAACAUCCUGUUCUGGCAGAGAACAUAUGAAGAGAGCUCCGGCAGGCUUUUCUCUUCAGAAAUAGCCCGCCGGAACUACUAAACGGCAGUGUGAUAGAGGUCUAAGUGGUGUAUAAUGUGAAUGAUGCUGAGUCCACUUAUGAAAUUUGUGUCUUUAUACUCACAUUCGGAUACUCUGCUCCCACAAACUGUCAGUGAAAUGCAUUGAAAAGAUUCCUGCUGGAGUCCACUUUUUUAUAAGUGCAGUAUGUGCUCAGGAGUCCUCUCAAUGUAGUUUACUGCUAGUUUGGAGAAGCAAAGUGUGGAAGUGAGAGUGAAUAUGAAGAUACAAAUUGCAUAAUAUGACUCAAUAGCAUCAUUUACACUAUACAUUUAGUUUGGGAGCUUAUAAAUUCCCUUUAAUGCUUAUAUAUACAAGGGGAAGUCAAAGUGGUUUCACUGGUAUUUAUUUUGUACAUGAUCAAGUUAUACUGAAUUGCUUAUAUCUACUGUAGUUUAUUUUUUUAACCAAAUCACCUUGUCUUACUUAAUCCUGACCAAAUCCCCCAACCCCAUUCAUUAAAAUGUAGCCUCAAAACUCAGAACCUCCAACAUGCUUCAUUGUUGCCUGCAGACACUUAUUGUAACGCUCUUCAGCAAACAAACUGCCUUCUGUUAUAACCAAAUAUUUAAAAUUUUGACUCCUCUGUCCAGUGCACCUGCUGCUAUUUUUCUGCACCACAGGUUCUAUGUUUUCAUUCAUAGUUGAGUCACUUGGCCUUGUUUCCUUGUUGAAAGUAUAGGUGCAAUUCUUCCAUAAAAAACACUUUUGGCCACACUUCUCUGAACAGUAGAUGGGUGUACCUAGGUCCCACUGGUUUCUGCCAGUUCUGAGCUGAUGGCACUGCUGGAUAUCUUCUGAUUUUGAAGGGAAAUAAGCACAGUGUGUCUGCUGCACUAAGUUUGCUUGGCUGACCACUGCAUCUACGGUCCUCAACGUGGUCAGGAUUAAUGGUAUACUCAAUGUUGAGAAAUA